AUGCAGGCGGUUGCCGUUCCGGGGCCGGAACGCGGUAAGCGGGGCCCUGCGGGCACCCGGACCCAGAGCUGAGACACCGGUGGUGGCGGAGGAGGAGAUGAGCCGCCAUGUCUGAGAGCAGCAAGGGCGGCCCGCUGGCCUUUGGCCAGGUUGUGAUCGGGCCUCCAGGCUCCGGCAAGACGACCUACUGCCAUGGCAUGCAGGAGUUCAUGGGCAGGAUUGGGCGCAAGGUGGCUGUGGUGAACCUGGACCCAGCCAACGAGGGGAUGCCCUAUUCCUGUGCUGUGGACAUCUCUGAGCUCAUCACCCUGUCUGACGUGAUGGAGAACUUGAAGCUGGGGCCCAACGGGGGGCUCAUCUACUGCAUGGAGUACCUGGAGGCCAAUUUCGACUGGCUGCAGGAGAAGCUGGCUGCCUUCAGAGGUCACUACUACCUGUUUGACUGCCCGGGCCAGGUGGAGCUCUACACCCACCACGACGCCCUGAAGAACGUCUUUGCACAGUUGGCCAAGUGGAAUUUCAGGCUGGCUGCAGUACAUCUGGUGGAUUCUCACUACUGCACAGACCCUGGCAAGUUCAUCUCCGUGCUCUGCACCUCGCUCUCUACCAUGCUGCAUGUGGAGCUGCCCCACGUGAACGUCCUCUCCAAGAUGGACCUGAUUGAGCAGUAUGGCAAGCUGGCUUUCAACCUGGAUUAUUACACAGAGGUCUUGGACCUCUCUUACCUGGUUGACCAUUUAGCUUCUGACCCCUUCUUCAGAAACUACCGCCGCCUCAAUGCGAAGCUGGUGGAGGUGAUUGAGGACUACAGCCUGGUGUCCUUCGUUCCGCUCAACGUCCAGGAUAAGGACAGCAUGCGGCAGGUGAUGCAGGCAGUGGACAAAGCCAACGGCUGUUCCUUUGGGGACCAGGAGCACAGAAGCCUGGAAGCUCUGAUGUCGGCAGCAGUGGGAGCAGAUUUCCACUUUACUUCCACCCUUGCAGUGCAGGAGAAGUAUGUGCAAUCUCAGGACAAGACGGUGGAAGAAGAAGUGAUGGAUAUGUAACACACCCAGCUCCGCCGCAGCCGCGCUCUGCUUCGGCAGCUCUCCUUUUGCUGCUGAGAGUUUAAGGGACUCUGUGCUGUGUGACUCAGAGCAAGUGAAAGUCUCUCCAGGCAGAGGUCUGCCUGCUGCGCUGCCUCACUGUGGGAAUUGGAGCUCAGCAGUGGAAUGGAUGGGCUCUGGCUGAGGACGAAGCAAGUUGGGUCUUCUUGGGGCGAGAGAGAGCUGGGUGGGGGUUGUGAGAGAAGAGAAGCAAGGGAGACUGAGCUUUGCCACGUCUCCUUUUCCCCAGUGAGCCCAAGGUAGAUGUGGGGAAAGAAAAAUCGGCUUGUUUCUUCUCUAGUGAGACUUGAGACGUGAGUUCUUGGUUUACUUCCUAGGAGGUGUACGUGGCCCUCGUACUCGGCUAGGAAGCCUCCAGUCUGUCUCAAGGAGGACAGAGAGAAGGUUGUUUUUCUUUUUUUUAAAUAAUGAUGGACUCUUUCUUAAUAAAACACUUUGUCUCGCUUUCA
Tympanuchus pallidicinctus (lesser prairie-chicken) is the source of this 1555-nucleotide messenger RNA. It is a transcript of the gene GPN2, whose product is annotated as GPN-loop GTPase 2. The transcript has 6 exons. Gene Ontology annotation, cellular component: cytoplasm. Lineage: Eukaryota; Metazoa; Chordata; Aves; Galliformes; Phasianidae. The coding region runs from base 108 to 1046 and encodes 312 amino acids. Gene Ontology annotation, molecular function: GTPase activity. The record is from RefSeq and is a predicted model, not a curated record.